Messenger RNA from Coregonus sp. 'balchen', 11750 nucleotides. NCBI's taxonomy places the organism in Eukaryota, Metazoa, Chordata, Actinopteri, Salmoniformes, Salmonidae. The record is from the annotation of a GenBank genome assembly.
GUGAGUGGCUAGUCCGCCACGCCCUCGUUGCCAUGGAUGCCUGUGCCCGUAUCCGAGGAGUUCCUCUCAGGACCAGAGCCUCCAUCAGGAAAGAGGUUAGUCAGACUGCCAUCUUCUGAUUGAUUGACUGGUCGAUUGGUUGAUUUCAUUUCAUUCUUGAUAACCUGGUGCUGUGUGUGAGGCCGUUCAUGUGUGUAACCUGAGGUAACCUCUAAUUGUGUGUAUGUUGUAGGCGGUGCGUGACGGUGGGACUCAGUGUAUGAAGAGCCUUCUGAGCAGCAGAAAGGAGCUGUGCAGCGUGGGACUGGAGCUGCAGACCAGAGACGCACCAUGCCUGACUGAGGUAUGUGUCACAUCUCUCACACACACACACUUUGAUUAUGACUUCAUGAUAUGCAGGAUUUUCCUGACUUGUCCCUUUCUUCCCUCAGAUCCAUUUUGUGUGUUUGCCUGGCCACUCUGAAGGGGAGGAUCUAACUCUACAGGUGAGAGUUACUGCACCAGCUCUGACUUAUGUAGUUCAAUUAUUGUGUUAUUAAUUGAUGUUAUUAACGUGUUAUUUGUGUGAUGCUCUGUCCCUGUCCCAAGGCCCUGUCGUCUCUCCCGGGGGACCUGGCGGAGCUGCUGAGGUCUCUCCACGUCACCAGCCUGAGGAAUGAAGAGGUGCUGCUACUGAAGGACAGCAGGAGAUCAGCCGACAAGAGGGACUCUGCUACACAGGUUAAUAUGACAGGAGAGGAGAGGAAGUUUCUAAUAGGUAAAGGGGAGAGACUGUGUUUCUCAGGUCUAUAGACUGCUUCAGAGGAAAUACAGUAUUUCACAGGUAAAUAAGAGUUCAAUAUCGUUUUGAAGCUGGUUCACAGGACCUUCCUUAGGCUGUAUGCUAAGGCCUGAGAGAUUCUCUGUGUUUUCACCCUGUUGGUCAGAGCCAUGUGUACAGAUGUCUGGGAUAGUGUGGCCGCUUGUUUUCUCACCACUGAUUGCCACAUUGUCCUGCCUGGUCCAUGUGUCUGCUAGUGUUCAGUCUGGCUCUGCAGCUUUGUGGUUACAUUGUUUGUGACUGACAGACAUGCUGACAUAUGUGUGGUUACAGUGUGUGUGACUGACAGACAUAAACUGAAAGGCAGUGCAACUAAAACUCAGCCCCUCUACCCACUGUGGCCAAGAUAGAAGUGGCACAGAGUGUUCUAUUCUGCAUAUACAACAACACAUCAGACUACAAUCAGACAUGCAGACAUAACAACGCUGUCCAAGUAGAGCCCCUCUCUCUCUGUAAGACACAGCCAGAAGAAUAGAAAACUACUGUGUGAGUUUACAUAUCCAGAGACUCUCAGAUGAUUAGCAAGCUUUGGUCUGAUGCACUCCCGGACAUGGCAGGCGCUGACAGUCUGCAGACUCUGUUUACCAGUGACAAGUGUUCUAGUUUUUUAAUUCCUCAAAGAGCUGAUUGUCCCUUUGCAGUAAGAAUAAACAACUGUACCAGGCAGCCAGCAAACGGACUCUUUUCUCUCUCCUCCACAGCAGCAGUGCUGGCUGAAGGCGGUGUGUGUUCUGAGACCCAGCCCCAGCCAGGCCAUUGUUGGUGUGUUGGUGGGCCUGCUGGGGCGUUACGCUGUCGGGGUCCGCUAUGCCCUGGAGCUCCAAGCCCUCCACAGGGGCACGGCUGAGCCCUGCCAGCCCGAGGACGAUAACACCAACCAGUCUGUGUCGUCCAUCGAAGACGACUUCGUCACCGCUCUGGAACACCUAGAGGAGGAGGAGGACAACUGUAGGUUUAUCACAACUCUAUGUAGCUGGACGUUCAAUAGAGAUUGAUGUGUUCAUUCACUGUUGCAUAAUCUGAAGUGUUUAUUAAAUGAAGACAACCUCAUUUACCACUACUCUCUAUCCCUCUUGUCUCUCUCCCUAGCCGAUGGCUCUUAUCGCCAUGGAAACAAGCGUGAUGUGGCCUCCCAGACUGUCCCCACCCACAAGAGAGACAAGGACCUAUCCGGCUCCAGAAUCAUAAUCAGCUCUGCCCCCAGGAAGUCCUUAACCAAUUGCAGGUCUCCCCCAGAGGUGUCCAUUACCGUACAGCACUCCAGAGGGGCAGAGUCCCAGUGGACCCUCUGCAGCCCAAGAGCCCGGCUCCCCUCCCCCACACGCCCUGUCAGCGAGUCAGAGGAAUCGGACGGCUCAAGCCCUAGUCCAAUCAUCUUUCUAGAUGAGGUUGGCUACCAGAAGAGCCUCAAAGCGACACUGGACAUCCCUCGGAUCCCUGGGUGGCCAACGGACAGGGUGGAGGACUCUGACUCUGAGGUCAGCGAGUUCUUCGACAGCUUUGACCAGUUUGACGACCUAGACGAGCUGAGCUCAGAGAGCUGUACACUCACUCUGCCUCUAGACCCGACAUCCUCCGUUACCACCACCGGCACAGACCAGAAGAAGAAGUACUCUGAGGCUGGUACUGGCAAGUCAGGGUCCAAGAAAGUGUCCCGAAGCUGUUCCACCAUGAACCCCCACCGGUUUGACCAGCGCACCCUCCCUGCCAAUGUGAAGAAACCCACCCCACUCAAAAGCCCCCUUCCCCCUGGCUCUCCCUAUGGAUCCCCUGACUCCCCCCGGCCGGCCCCGAUCUCUUGUGAGGAGAGUGGAGGUCCUCUGUUCAGCCCUGUCAGCUCCUCAGCCUUCAGCCCUUUGGGAGACGGAGGAGCUCUGGAUUUCUUCUGGAAGACCGAGGGAGAGGUAGGAGACGAGUCAGAGCUACGGAAACCCCAGGACCUGUGUUCCCUCUACAAGACCUACUCAGACUUCGCCAGCAGUCUGUCCAAGGAGAUCUUGGGCUCCGUGUGUGGCUACCAGUCUCCCGUGGACAUCAACGACAACAAGAACCUGAGCUGUGUCUGCCACAAGGAGUUCCAGAACCAGUCUGGACACGUCAUGAAGCUGUCUGAGAUCCAGGAGAUGGUGACUCUCUCCAAACUGCAGCAGAAGCCCCAGUCUCUGAAAGACGGCAUCCAAAGGUUCGCUACAGACUUAGUAGAGAUGAGUCUGGGCAGCGCCCUGAGAGACCUGCAGAAGGGAAUGUCCUCCUGCACCACCACGCUCUGCCACCUGGCCGCCAGAAUCACCUCUUCGGUCUUCCAGAUGGCCUUCCAGGAGAUCGGCAUGCGCCACGCCUACGUCCUGAAGGAACGGGCCAUCAACGGGCUGGCUGGGUUCCUGGUGGGCGAGGCAGUGUCAGGUGCUCUGAAAGACUUCCUGAUGGUGAAGAAGCAGAUGUUCAACAGCACGGUGACGCAGUUCGCCGCCGACCUGGCAGAGGAGCUGGUGUUUGAGGGGAUGAUGGAAGUGUGUCAGUUCUCCCACCCCUCCACCCCCCUCACCCCCAGCGAUUGGUCCUUUGGGGUGGGGGAGGAGGACGAUGAGGAGGUGGUGUCCUCCUAUGCCUCGGACCUCUCAGAGUCUGUCCUCCAGGAGGCCUUCAUAGAACUGUCCCAGGCUGAUGUUGCCUUCACUACCCAGGCAGCCAUUAGUGUCUCUCUGGACAACAUCUGCUACGUCAGCGCUGUCGACACACACACCAACUGCAGUACCCCCGCAGGCCACCAGGCUUUCCACGUUAACCCAGCCGAGGAAGGCCCAGGUCUAUCAGGGGAGUAUGGCUGUACGGUGAAGAAGGCGCUGUUCUGUGUGUCUGGGAUAGCCAGCUGUGUACCGGUCCCCCAGGCAGGCCAGGCCAUCUCCCACCUCCACGACUCAGAGGAGAUCUGCCAGUGUAAGACCAGCCCCAAGAGGAGCUGCAGCUCAGAGAACAGAGUGGUGACCACAGCCUCUUCUGACGCUACUGCUGCCACACAGACUGACCUGCUGCCAAAGACCCCCUUUCACAACUUCUCUGGCAACAUGGUGGAUAUGAUAGUGAGUGAAGCAUGUGAACUGAUGACUGCCUCGAAGAUGAAGAAAAAGGUGGAGGACUGUGCCGACUUCCUUUCUAAGACCAUAGUGUCUCGGGGACCUCCAGCCGGACAGGAGGGUAGUGUCACUGACCAGACCUCCCUCUCCUCUCUCCACCCUCCCUCUCAGACCCCAGGAGGAGUGACCUUUGAGUCAGGCUCCAAGACCAGCAGAGCAGUCGCUGAGACCCGGCCUGUGAUGAUGAAGGACACUCUAGAGGUGCCAGGAUUGGAGAUGGGAGGCAGGAAGAUGGCCACUGGCGAGGAGAUGGUUCCCAGCCCUGGUCACAAGUCCAACGGGACCCCUGGUACUCCCCCCUCCACCCCCCAGCAGCCCAGUGAGGUGUCCCAGGAGAAACAGAUCAAGCAAUUCUCCAAGAAGCUGAAAGGGAAGUUGGCCAAGGAGUUCUCUCCUGCCACCCCUCCUCCCACCCCCCAUUACCAGCCAGGGCCCGAGCCCAAAGAAUCCCCCUCUGAGACAGACAAGGCUGACUUCAUGCUCAAACUGAUGAGGUCUCUGUCUGAGGAGGCAGACGGGAAUGAGGAGGAAGAAGAGGAGGGUGGAGUAGAAGGGGUUAACUCUGGAACUGAGACAGGAAACCGUAUGCAGCCAGAGCUCAACCUCUCAGUUGGAGGACACAAGAUUGCAGACAAGGGAGCCCUCCAUUACGCUGAGCGCCUGGCGUGCCACAUCGUCUCCAUGGCAACAGAGAUAGACACCCUGGGAGGAGUGGAGGAUGGAGGUAGAAGGACGGUGGAGGGGAGGGAGGAGAGGAGAGACAGCGUUGCCCAGUUCUCAGCGCAUACCCUGAACACGCUGUGGAUAUACGCUGGUGAGGUGGCGGGAGAGGUGAUCAGCGAUGUAAAGAGGAUAAUGUGGUCAGGACAGUGUCGCCACAGUGCGCUCCAACAAGGCAGCCAGGACCAGUCAGGGGAAUGUCCUCACCACCACCAACCCCAGCCCAGUGAACACAGCAGGGACUGCAGGGUGGGUCGUUUGGCUGAACAGUGGUCCGGUGACGACCUCUCCUCUGUCCUCCACCCAUCCACCUCUACCCCCAGCUCUGGCCUGUCCUCUGACUACCCCAGCUGUGAGAGUGUGACAGAUGAGUACGCUGGCUACCUCAUCAGGGUGCUAAAGAAAGAGGGAGGCAGCAGGGAGCUGGUCCUGGAUCAGUAUGCCAGCCGUCUGGCCUACCGCUCCAUCAAACUGGGCCUGGCCCAUGCUGCCCGUAACAUGAAGAAGAGACCCUCCUCCUCCAGGCACCACUCCUCCAGGAGGCUCCACCAGGAUGGCUGCAGGGGAUCCAAUGCCGAGCCAUCCGUACCCAGGGACGAAGCAGGGAGAGUGGGAUCUCCUUCCAGAGACUUUGACGAUGGGAGCCAGAGGGAGUACAUGGAGCUGGUGAACUUCGCAGAGUCGUUGGCAUACAACAUCACCUGUGACGUCACUCGCAAACUCUGUGUGCCGUCGGUCCGGCUACCCAAGUCCCGGACUGACUCGUGUCUGUAUAAGAAGUCCAAGCUGGAGUACAUGGCAGAGAAUAUGAUCAUGAACUCCUUCUCAUGCCCCCUGCUGGCCAAUGAGGGGAUGAGCAGGCACUACCACAGCACAGGCAGCCUGUACGACGGCGGCUACAGCAGUGGAGUCAUGGAGGUUAGUUUGGUUUAUUUAAUAUUUGUAUUUGAGUAAGGAAAGAUACUGUUAAAACAUGGAGACAUUGAAUUAAGAAGCGUCUGAUUCAUUCUAUCAUCAUUGCAUUGUAGCAUCACACAUCAGCUUGCUCUAAUUCCCAGCGUUUGUCUCUGCAGGUCCUGGAGCACUAUGCCAGGAACAUAGUGGACGACACGUUAGAGAUGGUCCUGGCCUCGGCCGGACACCCAGCCCAGCAGGGUCCAGACAGACACUCCCACUCUGAGAGGCUGUCUGAGGGGCAGGCGGUGGGCUCUGCACUGGGGGAGACAACCUGCCGAUAUUGCCAGGUCAGGAAGUCUCUGAUGUUUUUCCAAUGGAUUACUUAUGAGGAACUAGCAUCCACCCAUUUUUUUUAGGUACAAUCCUUGAGUAUGCAUGCUGUUUGUUAUACCAGGUCAGGGAGUGUCCGUUCUGCUCACGGCCCAGCAGGCAGCACCUCCUCGGGGAAGGAGCAGGCCAGAGGAGGAGGCUGGAAGGGGAGGUGGGGGUGUGCGGCCUGGAGAUCCCUGAGAUCCACAUCAAUCUUAACCCCAGGGCCGUGUUUGCAGAGGAGAUGGUCACUACGGCGAUGGAGGGGGCCAAGCGCGAGCUGAGCAACACCAGCCUGAACGCCGACAGCGGGAUCGGACACGACGGGCACAGCUUUGCAGAGAGCCUGACUGCCGAGAUCAUGACGUCAGCGCUAUCCAACACAUGCCAGACCACCAACAUAAGGUACCAAUACACUGUGACAGUCUGUGGAAGACACAACACCACCACUCGGUGACUAGCACUAAUGUUGCAGAGUGCAAAUACAUGGGGAGACAAUUCCUGUAAGAUUCCAUGAUUGUUCACAUGGAUUUCCUUAUGGUUAACUGCAAUGGUUAGUAAUAGGUAACGCAAUUUCUUGUGACGCACCAUAUUGGGCAAUUCAUUUUAGAGUGAGUCCAAAUAUUUUUUCAUUUCCGUAUUUGACCAGAUUACACAACCAUAGUAAAGGAGCCAAGAAGUGAUUCACCAUCUUGAUUACUAACUAUAGUUCUCUCACUCCCUAUGUUGAUACUGUUAUCAACUGUAUUUCCCUGUAUAAAGAUUCUUUAUUCAUGUGUCUGGUUCCCUCUCUCCCUGUCCCUGUGGUAGUUUCCCAGGCAGGGAGGCCACAGAGUCCACGGUGUCCCAGCAGCUCAGUCUGAGUGUGGGAGACGACAGCCUGGGCAGCUGGUCCCGCCUCAGCUUCGAGGACGAACACCCCGACGAGACCAGCAGCUUCCUGCACCUCAGCGACAGGUAGAGAACACACCGAACAUCAUGUAGUCUCAAACUAUUCUGCUCUAUUCUUUUAGUUUCUCUGAAGGCUAAAUUACAUAGAUCUAGUCCAGAUUAGCUGACUAAUGAUUCACCUCUUGAAACACUUUUCUAUUGUCUUUAAGCACUGUUGUCUCUCACUCUCUCACACCAGCGAAUGACUCUAACCCAUGUUCAAUGUCCGCAGAUGGAUUGAUAUAUGAGUGAGUAGUAGUGCUUUAGACUAUGGUUGUUGCAUUCAACCUAGGCUUAAAUGAAUGCUGAAACUAAUGAAUGCAAGUCAGUCAUCACCGUUUUGGCUACACUGCCAAUGAGAAAUAUAUGUAUUUUUCAGUCGAGGUCAAAUGGUUUUUCCCAUGUCGUUUUAAGCUGGCUGUAGUGAUUUAGUGAUUAGCUGGUUUGAUCCUGUGAGACUGAGUUGAGAUCGGUACAAGACAGGUUCCUCCAUGUUGUCUGUCAGCCUGACGUUAGCAGGCCUCUGGAGGAUGUGAGGUCACAGACAGCAGAAUGUAUGAUUUGGGAACCUCUAGAACAGCGGUAUUACACUCUUACCAGGUCUAAAUCAGUCCCUGGUUAGAGGGGAACAAUUAAAAAACACAAUGGAACUGGUCUCUAGUAACAGGGUGGGAGUAGAGUUGUUGAUGUUCCCUGGCUCAGCCUGCUAUCUCUAUGGAAGCAGACCCAGUCAACGUGUACACUUCUCUCCCCAGAUACUGAAAGGGAGAAUGCGUGAGGAGAGCAGCUAGUUACUUUGGCCACCAGGGCCUAGUGAAGGUAUCAUAAUAUUUUCUAAAGGUGUGUCUGUAGCAGCCUCUGUCUCUCUCUCUGCCCCUGGCCCUUUCCACAGGAACAAAGUCCAUCCAUGUGUAAUUCAUUAGCCUCUCUCUCUCUCUCUUCAAAAGAAUUAUCCAACCGUCUCCCAUUUGUCAACAAAUAAACGAAAUAACCCAGGAAAGGAAAGGCUCCAUUUGUAAAAGUAUUCAAACUUGAAUGACCUUUCAGCAAACCACUCUCACAAACCACAGCUCCAGGGUCAUUAAUGAGCUAAUAGACAUAGGUAUUUUUAGAUCACCACAUCAUUCUCUACAUACCAGUGCAGGUACCAGCCAGCCUGACAAUCAGGACUGAUUACAGUGAUACAGGGUGUUGUGAUGGAUGUGGUGCUCCAGUUGCCAUCUGGAUGUCCCGGUGGAGAAUGCAGUGAUCUCACAUCAUUAGCAGUCAUCAGUUGUUGCUUUGAUUGAAAGUUAUUUCAGGACCAAGCCUCACAUUUAGAUGGAUGAAAUAAAAAUGGAUCAGUUGUUUUUGCCAGGUAAGACAGACUUGCUUGAUAAAGCUUAGAAAGACCUUCAAGUGUUUCCAACGCCUCAGACAGUGUGUGUGCGCCCAGUGUUAGUGCCCAGUGUUAGUGCCCAGUGUUAGUGCCCAGUGUUAGCGCCCAGUGUUGAGCAGUGGUCUUGUCUCUUGCAGCAAUGGGAACAGCAGUAGUUGGAGCAGCCUGGGGUUAGAAGGAGAGGUGUAUGAAGAGCACCUGUCCUUCACUCCCUCAGACAGGUCGGUCCUUACAUACACACAGCUAAAGGUGCUAAUUCUAACCGCUAGUCUCUUUAUAGCUCCGGGUAGAAGUUGCCCUCAACCACAGAUCUAGGAUCAGAUCCUAUCCCCAUAUCCUAACCUUUACCAUUAAAUAAACCAUGACAUAAUCUGACCCUGUGUCAGUAGUUAGGGCCAACUUCUACCUACGCCCCCUAAUCACUGCAUGAUGUCAGAGCUGUAAUCAGCAACGCUGUAGAAUGUGACUGUGUAUGAGACAACAGCUUCUACCCUCUAUAGAUCCCUCUAGAUAACCAUAGAGGACAGAGCAUGUCUUUGUCACUGUGUGUCGCCACUUUGUCGGCACGCUAGUGGAAUUAGCCUAGUCAAUGGAAUCAGUGUGUGUGUGUGUGUGUACGCGUAAGCCUACUGCAUGUGUCCUGAAGUAGGUGUGGGAAGGGCUGAAGCAGGGUUCUCUGUCUGUCUGCAUGCUGCAUGGCUGAGUGAGAAGCAGACACCCUGACCAGAGCUCUCCUCAGACUCUCCUCAACUAGUGGAAACGGAAGACAACAGACUCAUUUAGACCUCCCACCCUAGUCCUGCGGUAAGGGAGAUCUAGCCAGUAGACACUACAAUGAGGCAGCCCACCCUACUCCAGGAGGAAAGUCAUAUCUAUAUGCAGUAUAUUAUUUAUCAUAUAGUAUAGGCUAGACAAUGGGACAGGUUAAUGAUCCAAGUGUAAUGGAGUCUGUUGUCUGUUGCCCUGGGCUUUGUAUUUUACAAGUUUACCGCUUGGCACGUCACACUGUACCAGUCAAAAGUUUGGACACACCUACUCAUUAUUUUUACUAUUUUCUACAUUGUAGAAUAAUAGUGAAGACAUCAAAACUAUGAAAUAACACAUAUGGAAUCAUGUAGUAACCAAAAAAGUGUUAAACAAAUCAAAAUAUAUUUUAUGUUUGAGAUUCUUCAAAGUAGCCACCCUUUGCCUUGACAGCUUUGCACACUCUUGGCAUUCUCUCAACCAGCUUUGUGAAUGCCAAAAGUAGUGCACUAUAACCUAUAGGGAAUUCAGAUUUGCUAUAUGCCAAUUUGCAUGUUGGGGGUUGUGGUCUGUCUCGCUGUGUUCUCUUGCAUGCUGUGUGGCUCCAGAGUCGGCCUGCUCUCCCUCUCUUCUCUUCUCUCUCUCUCUCCCUCUCUUCUCUCUCUCUCUCUUCUCUCUUCUCUCUCUCUCUGCUCUAUCUGAUCUUUCUCUCACUCUUCUUCAUCUCUUUUCUAUCUGCUCUCUCCCUCUCUCUCACAGCUCUCUGCUCUCCCUCUCUCACAGCUCUCUGCUCUCCCUCUCUCUCACAGCUCUCUGCUCUCCCUCUCUCUCACAGCUCUCUGCUUUCCCUCUCUCUCACAGCUCUCUGCUUUCCCUCUCUCUCACAGCUCUCUGCUCUCCCUCUCUCUCACAGCUCUCUGCUUUCCCUCUCUCUCACAGCUCUCUGCUUUCCCUCUCUCUCACAGCUCUCUGCUCUCCCUCUCUCUCACAGCUCUCUCUCUCUCUCUCUCACAGCUCUCUGCUCUCCCUCUCUCUCACAGCUCUCUGCUUUCCCUCUCUCUCACAGCUCUCUGCUUUCCCUCUCUCUCACAGCUCUCUGCUCUCCCUCUCUCUCACAGCUCUCUGCUCUCCCUCUCCCUCACAGCUCUCUGCUUUCCCUCUCUCUCACAGCUCUCUGCUCUCCCCCUCUCUCACAGCUCUGCUCUCCCUCUCUCUCACAGCUCUCUGCUCUCCCUCUCUCUCACAGCUCUCUGCUUUCCCUCUCUCUCACAGCUCUCUGCUCUCCCUCUCUCUCACAGCUCUCUGCUCUCCCUCUCUCUCACAGCUCUCUGCUUUCCCUCUCUCUCACAGCUCUCUGCUUUCCCUCUCUCUCACAGCUCUCUGCUCUCCCUCAUAGCUCUCUGCUCUCCCUCUCUCUCAUAGCUCUCCCUCUCUCUCACAGCUCUCUGCUCUCCCUCUCUCUCACAGCUCUCUGCCAUCCCUCUCUGCACUCUUUACCUCCCUCUCUUUUCUCUCUCACUAUGUGUCUCUACUAUGGUCCUGUGCUGGUCAGUUCUCUUACCAGUGUAAUAUUUCUCACCCCACAGCGAAGGCACUGAGGACAAGGAGCUUGAGACCAAGGAUGAAUCCUGCGGUAUGACAUAGUUACUUCUAUCAUUAACUGCACCGGAUAUCGAUGGCAAAUAGGCUGCUUUAUAUUCUCUUACUAAUUUCUACAUUAAGCAUUUGAUAGUAACUUGGUCCCUAUCAGCCGCAAACAGUACAUACCUUACCAUGUUGCACAGCCACACUACAAACAGAACCACCUUAGCAUGCAUCUGAGCAGCAUGAAAACAGAUCCCUAUCCUUCUAAAUCCUGUGUGGUAAUAGUUCCCUGCUAUAGGUUAAGAGUGGUUAGACUAGGGGACUUGGUGCUGUGUGUGUCUGUGCUGCUAGGAGGGGAAUUCACCCACCGCCCACACAUUGUCACACUGCCACUCAUUCAUUCAUCUAUUCUGCCUGAGUCUCUGCCUGAGUCUCCCUGUGUAUCUGUCUGUCAGACCAGAUUCCCCAGUGGGCUGAGGGGUUAAGGCUCCAGGCUGUGUCAGACCCAGGCCCAGCCAGUGGGGGAGGGAGCGUGGGAAACAGGCUUGGCCCACCACCAGAGGAGAGGAGAGGAAACACAGGGAGAGCUGGUUGGGAUGGGAUAUUACUGUACUAUAGGGAUGACUGUCAAACAGAGACUGGAGUGGGAGGAAGCUGAUAUCUCUUCCCUCCCCCUCCAGGUGCAGUGCGUGUCGGCCAGGCUCAGGCUUACAGGCUCCUCCUGGUGGUCAACUCUGAGCUCAGGGAGAUUACCCCUGACCCACAGCACAUGACCUUUGACCCCCAGCUCAGGAGCAUGCUGCAGUGGGCAGCGGCCUCCAUGGCUGACCUGCCCAUGGUUCAGCUGGGUCCUAGUGGCAGCAGGGAGCUGCAGCAGGUGAGUGACCUUAACCCACGAACAAAGGAUUACACACACACACACACAGUGGUACCUUAGUUAUUACUGAGGUGUGUACUGGUUCCUGCUUGCUGAGCUGUGUUCUGUCUGCUCUUCCAGCUGCCUGCUGUGGUCCAGAGGCUGAAGGAGAGGGAGUGGAAGGUGGGAGAGCUGCUCCAAGCCCUGCUGCGUUACUGUGAGGAGACCCAAACCCACACCCCACCCCAGUCUGAACCCAGAGAGGCGGAGAGAGCACCCCACCACACUCCCCUCUUCCGGUGGCUCCUAGAGCACGCU